This is a messenger RNA of Colletotrichum godetiae, 1756 nucleotides long. RefSeq lists its product as uncharacterized. The coding region runs from base 287 to 1423 and encodes 378 amino acids. NCBI's taxonomy places the organism in Eukaryota, Fungi, Ascomycota, Sordariomycetes, Glomerellales, Glomerellaceae. The record is from RefSeq and is a predicted model, not a curated record. The transcript has 2 exons.
UUGGAAGGCAACAAGGGAAGACAAAAGACUUGGUCCAGAAACGACGUUCACUUUCGUCACCACGGCCAAGAAUCCUUCUGUCGUCUUCUCGCCUAUCAGCACACCCCGAUACGGCCACGAUCCUGAGACACAGGCCCCGCAAGAAAGGCGCUCAUCUGCGAAACCCACGGCAAAGCCCACGCCGAAACCGACGGCCUCGGUCCAGUCGCCGAACAACGAUCCAAGGCCACCCGGCUCGCCUGGCUCGCCACGUGAAAGUGCCAAGGUAUCGCCGAAAGCGACUUACAUGGUUACCGUAGCGCCGACCAAGAUCAUCAUCAACGACCAAACUUUUACGCAGAACGACCCCUCAGAGACAACCAAAGUGACGGUGAACGGCGAUGAGUUCACUAUUAACCCGAGUGAGGUCAUCGGUGGUGGAACGGUCGUUGAUCGGCCCGGCAACGUCGGUCGAAGCACCAUGGUCCCAUCCAGUAUUAUGGUGGGCGACUUGCCCAUUGUGAUUGCGCCCGCAGGAACGCAAAACGUUGUUGUCGUCGGUGGGACGACGUUUGGGGUUCAGGCUACCCCCAUAACGGCCGUGGUGGAAGGCCAGACGAUCACCAUUGAGCCAUCCGCCGUCGUUGUCCCGGAUCAGAACGCCCCAAGCGGCGGUGCAGCUCCGGUAACGACGGUGGUGAAAGGGCAGACCAUCACACUUGUGCCAUCAGCGACCGGUGUCCCCGGGGGAACUGCUGUUUCAUCAGGCCGUACUGCUCCACUGACGACCGUGAUCGAUGGACAGAAGACGACAAUCCAGCUAUCCGCAGCGGCCGUCCCCAAACGAACCGUUUCGAUCAGCCGUGCAUCCCCGGUGCAAACGGAGAUUGUCGUGGCAGGCGGCGAGAUGAUUACUGCCCUUGGCCCAUCCGUGGUUGUCAUUCGUUCGACCACAUUUACUUACGGACUAGUUUCAACAAUCAUUACAAAGAUUGUAGAUGACGAUACUAUUUUGAUUGGACCCUCAGGGGUCUCUGUGCGCAACAUCACCGUGGGAGGGCCUGGGGCCAAGGCCACGGACACCACGUACGAGAUUGUGGGCGGUGCUUCAGUCACGCAAGUCGGGGCAUCGGUGGUGGUUAUAGACGGUACAAGCUUCACCGUUGGGCCAGGAAAGGCAACGACGACAAAGGUGUUUGGCGGCGAGACCAUUACAAUUGGUCCGUCUGGCGUGGUUGUUUCGACGAUUACUCUCCCGUACCCGUUUGGGCCGACGGUGAUUACGACAAUCGACGUGCCUUCAACGGCGGCGGCGCCGUCGCCGGUGCCGUCUGAGACGAAGAAGAAUGGUGGUGGUGCCGUCAGGCCGGCGAGGGCAUUGACAGGGUUGCAUUUAGAGGUUUGCAUAGCGAUCGGCGUCUGGGUUCUGGGGCACAUGUUUUGAGACACACCAGGGACAUGACAUGUGCAUGUGCACGUGCUACUGGCGUUGAACGGUUCUUUCUUGAGUAUGGUGCAAAACAGGGCACGACAAGACAAGCGAGGGUUGUUUAUUCCGUACACAGGGUUGGGAAUGGGGCUCUGCAACCGCGGGAAGGGCUGAACAAUGACACCUCCAAGGGGAGGGAAGGAAUCAUGAUGGAUGGCGCGAUACGGCAGGGUCCGGCACAAGCGGAACGCGGGGUUCCGAUACAGUGCGACUAUGUGGUUAACGACGCCGACGAAAACUGUAUUAUUAUAAACUUUGAAAUGUAAACAUGAUCUACACGGUAUAUCA